Molecule: messenger RNA, 1274 nt
Organism: Cokeromyces recurvatus
Lineage: Eukaryota; Fungi; Mucoromycota; Mucoromycetes; Mucorales; Mucoraceae
Product: aspartic peptidase domain-containing protein
Exons: 2
Coding region: 414-944 (176 amino acids)
Biological process (GO): proteolysis
Molecular function (GO): aspartic-type endopeptidase activity
Source: RefSeq, a predicted model, not a curated record
GAUACUACGCAAUUGUUCAAGUGGGUAAUCCUGCCCAAUCAUUCCGAGUCACGUUUGAUACAGGAAGUUCUGAUUUUUGGAUUAUAUCUCAUCAUUGCCAAACAAGGGAAUAUUGUGCUAAUCACCAUCAGUUUCGACCAGAGGAGUCAAAGUCCUAUAGAGAAUAUUAUAAUCCUAAGAUUGGCUCGUCUUUGUCCAUUAAAUAUGGAUCUGGAGAAGUUCAGGCAAAAGUUGGACGUGACACGAUCCAAGUCAAAGGGACAACAUUCGAUGUGAUACUUGAAGAUCAAUUGAUUGCUGAUGCAUAUCAUCUAUCACCUGAAUUCAAGGAUUUGCCCAUUGAUGGUAUCCUAGGCUUAGGUCUACCAGCACUUAGUCGUUUGAAACCCUAUAAAAGGACACUCGUGGAGAGUAUGGUAGAGAAAGGGUUGAUUGAUAAGGCAAUCUUUGGAAUAUAUAUUGAGGAUAUAAAUGGGGAAAUUCAUUUUGGAGACACAGAUUCUGACUAUUACACUGAGCCUAUAUUGUAUGCUCCUGUUCUGAGUGAUACAUAUUGGCUCACAGAAAUGAAUCAAGCCUCGUUUGGGAAUCAUUCUAUAGGGCCUCGUAAGAUUAUUAUAGACUCAGGUACAUCCCUUUUAAUAACUACAAUAAAAGAUGCUCAACAAAUACAUAGUAAAAUCAAAGGUUCGAAAAGAAAUGAAGAUGGAACUUAUCAAAUCCCUUGUGUUUUAAAAAACAAAUUACCAGAUCUUGUGUUGACAAUAAAUGAUCAUAUCAUAUUAACACUAUCUUCUAAAGAUUACGUGUUGGUACCUUUGUCCAAUAAUAAAACUAUGUGUAUAUCAGGGAUACAAGGUAAAGACACCCAUAAACUAGAUCAUUGGGUACUAGGAAAUGUAUUUAUGAAGGCUUAUUAUACGGUAAUCAUAAAAUCAUUUUGAUAUACGACUAUUAUUUAUCAUUCUAAUUUUAAUAUAUUUGUUCUCCUAAAUUAAGGUAUUUGAUUUGGACCGUAAAAGACUUGGAUUUGCUAAAUCAACACAACAAGGUUCAAAGUUUAAGUAAUAAAGCACUAUGGAUAUAAUAAAUACAUACAUACAUUUAUGUAUGCACACAGAAUAAAAAAAAAAAAAUAAAGUUUCAUUUUAUUAUCUGCUGCUGCAACUUACCACUGCUUCGAGAAUUUGAUUCCCCGACCAUUGAUGAUUGGAUAAAAAAGAUGAAAUGAGUUAGAGGAUACCAGAAGACUGUAAGAUAUGUUAAAUUAUUUA